Messenger RNA from Entamoeba invadens IP1, 1524 nucleotides. RefSeq lists its product as hypothetical. The transcript has a single exon. NCBI's taxonomy places the organism in Eukaryota, Evosea, Mastigamoebida, Endamoebidae. Bases 1 to 1524 code for a protein of 507 amino acids. The record is from RefSeq and is a predicted model, not a curated record.
AUGGUUCACCACCUCGAUGGGUAUUCUUUGCUCAUUGUUUCCACAUAUUUCAAAACGCCUUCCGACUAUUUAAAUGUCAUUCAAGUCUGUAAAAAGUACUCAGAGACUCUUGACAAACUACAUUAUAACCCAAUCGACUUCCCAUCCCUUUUCAAGAAGCUUGAAACUUUGCAUGUGUAUACAGAACGCUCGAUGUCAUUAAUUCAAGCAAAUGAUUUGAAACAUCCAGAUGACGUAGACACUCAGAGAAGAGUGAUUCAUCUCCCAGUGCACUCGACGUCUCUUCCUUCCCCUUUUCUCACAACAUAUUUGACCGUCGAGUUCACACAAAGUGACUUUAAAACACUUGGAAAUGCCAUCCCAGAAGGCACACAUCGGAUCUCCCCAUUCGCAUUUCAGACUUCGACACAUACAAGUCUCUAUAUCCCAAGUACUGUCUCUUCAAUCGAUCCAAGGACGUUCGAGGGGUGUUCUUCCAUUACUUCUCUAUACACCAAAAACAACCAAUUCGAUCACAAAGUGUGUUACACCCUCUCUAAGCUCUUUCUGAAUGGUAACACUCAAUGCAAAGUUGUCGAGUUUCUUGCUUCAGACAGACGUGCGUUGAACUACACCAUUCCAGAGAGUGACAACGUUCUCUUUAUAGGAAAUGGGUGCUUCGCCGACGCCGAAUUAACGAAAAUUGAAAUUCCAAGUCAAAUUGUCUCACUUGGCGACUUCGCCUUUGUCAACUGCAGUUACUUAACAGAGAUCAAAGUCCCAAAAAGUGUUUCUUAUAUUGGAAAAAGUUGUUUUAAAUCGUGUGGGCGGCUUGAGUCGUUCACAGGACGUGGAGUUGUGUGUGUUGGGUAUCACGCGUUUUACCAGUGUAGUUCCUUAAGGUCUGUGGAGUUUGCCAGAGACUUCUCAGUGAUUGGGCAACGGUGUUUUGCGGGGUGUUUUAUGCUGUCCAAAAUCGACUUAAAAAGUGUUUCAAAGAUCCCACGUGGGUGUUUUGAGAAUUGUUUUGGACUGAAAGAAGUUGUUUCGAGCGAGUUUUUAUUGAGAAUUGGUGUGUCGAGUUUUCGGAAGUGUAGUAACCUUCGUAACUUCAGAGUUCCAAAGAGUGUUAUAAAGAUCGGGGACAGUGCCUUUGAAGAGUGUGGAGUCGUUUUCUGUGAAGUACCAGAGACGUGUGAAACUAUUGGAAAAGCUUGUUUCCAAAGAUGUGAAGACUUGAUAGCAGUCACGUUAGGAAAUAAGAUCCAACGAAUCUCAAAUGAAGCGUUUAGUCAUUGCACCAGUCUAAGUUAUGUCAAGUUACCCGAACAAGUCGAGUCGGUUGGUAAAAACGCGUUUUAUGGGUGCCAAAAGUUGAUCAACCUCGUUAUACCCCCAACGAAAUUCACAUGUGAGGAAAACUGCUUUUAUCAGUGCCCUGUCCAAAAGUCGAAGUUCGCGUUUCAUGUGACGAAAAGUUCUGUUGGUAUUAAACAGAAUAAAAAGGCAUGUAGGGUUAAAAUGUUUUUAAAAAGUGUUUUUUAA